Messenger RNA from Bradysia coprophila, 798 nucleotides. RefSeq lists its product as uncharacterized. NCBI's taxonomy places the organism in Eukaryota, Metazoa, Arthropoda, Insecta, Diptera, Sciaridae. The record is from RefSeq and is a predicted model, not a curated record.
AUGAAUUGGUGUUUGAAAAACGGGAGUAGUGGCACAAAGGAGAAGUUAGUGGCACUGCUUUCUAAUAUUAACUCCGUGAUUGGUGACGAAAUGUUUACUUACAAACAUAAUAUCAAUGACGAAGCUGUGAAAAAUUUUGAGCAGGACGCUGCUUUGAUCGAAUUGGAAACUGCACAUUUUCCUGGUGGUCAGGAGGUCUUUGACGAAGAGGAAGGUGAUUUCUUGAGCGGAAAUCGAUUAAUUUUGAGUGCCGAUAUUGAUGUACAUUUGAGUGAUGCUAAUGUUUUAGCCGAUCAACAUGUCGCCGGUGAAGUAGUAAGAUUAUUCCUUCUUUCAAAUUAUAAAGUCGUCAACUCAAUUACUCAAUUAUUUUUACAGCUUGUGAGCAUGGACAAGCAGAAAACUGAUUCAAUCGAGUCGAAAAUUGAUAACUCACAAGUCGCGGAUGAAGAGGUUAGUACCGAAGCAUACGAAUUCGAUGACAUAAUUGAUUAUGACCCGGUUUCUGACGAUGAUGAGGCAAUUGAUGAGGGAGGUCAUGAAAUACAGAUUGAUGAAAAUGAAGAGACAUAUGAUGCGCUGGAUCGUAUUUUCAAAAGCACUGGUUUGAACAGUUCAAGAAUUGAGGCAAAUGUUUUAUUCGACGGUACGUUACAAGUGGAAGAAGUUACUGGUGGAUCUAUUUGUGAGCCUCCGCAACAAAAUUUCAAAUGUGGUUCGUGCGACAAAACUGAGAUGCACGUCGACACAUCUGAUGGUUCCGAAAAUAAAAAAGAAUUGCUGUCCGUAUUGCUUUAA